This is a messenger RNA of Pyricularia oryzae 70-15, 1554 nucleotides long. RefSeq lists its product as uncharacterized. Gene Ontology annotation, molecular function: prephenate dehydratase activity; chorismate mutase activity. The transcript is spliced from 3 exons. Gene Ontology annotation, biological process: L-phenylalanine biosynthetic process. Bases 342 to 1277 code for a protein of 311 amino acids. Gene Ontology annotation, cellular component: cytoplasm. The record is from RefSeq and is a predicted model, not a curated record. Lineage: Eukaryota; Fungi; Ascomycota; Sordariomycetes; Magnaporthales; Pyriculariaceae.
UGUUCAAAAUAUUCGAGGCUUGUCCAGAGAUGCACGCCCUUUCGUGAUGAAAGCUGCGAAAUGUUGUUGUCGGGUUCCUCGAUAAGGGUGUUGCUGACAAUAUAACGUCAAAAAGCAAUGCCAAAUGAAUCUGUAUGUAUUAUUGUACCAAGUAUUUGGGUAAUUUUAUAAAUAAUACCGCGGAUGAUUAAUAUAUCUGGGCUUGAAUCAUUAAUUUGCUCGUUCGUGCUUUCACUAAAUCACACAUAUCAACUCAUAUCAUACUUCCUUCACUCGCUGGUCAUUCAACACCUUUCAAAGACCAACAUAGAUCGCUCGAGUCCUUUUCAUAAAGACCCAUCAUGACAGUCGUACAAACACGGAGUGAGCCUGCGAAUCAUGGGUCGUCCGUAGCAUAUCUAGGACCUCCUGCCUCAUAUUCUCAUCAAGCUACUACAUCCCUUUUCCCCGGAAAAGAAUGGUCGUUAGUGCCUACGGCUACGAUCAAAGGCGUGUUCGACAUGGUCCAGUCAGGCAACGCAGCAUACGGCGUGGUUCCCUUUGAGAACUCGACCCACGGCGUCGUGACCUUCACACUCGACAGCCUGGGUGACCGCGCCGGCGAGUUUGCCGACGUCAGCGUCUGCGGCGAGGUCUAUCUGGACGUGCAGCAUUUUCUCCUGGGCCGGAGGGACCCCACAGCCGACGACCCAAACAGCCUCGCGCACAUCCGCCACGUCUACUCGCAUCCGCAGGCAUUUGGCCAGACCCAGGGCUUCACAUCGACCCGCCUCGCGCACGCCGAGCUCGUCGACGUCAGCUCCACCAGUCGCGGCGCCGAGAUGGCCGCCGCGGAUGCCUCGAGGACCAGCGCCGCCGUCGCGAGCGAGAUGGCUGCUGCAGCCACGGGACUUGACAUCCUGGCCCGCAGCAUCCAGGACCGCGGGGACAAUACGACUCGCUUCCUGGUCCUUCGGAGGGGUCGGCCAUCGGUAGCAAGGCAAGAUGCCUCGUUCGCUGUCGCAGCUGCCGCCGCCACCAAGUCCCUCGUGUCCUUCACCGUCCCGCAUCGGUGCCCCGGAGCCCUCGCCGAGGUCCUGCAGUGCUUCCAGCGCCAUGGCCUGGACCUUACCAGCAUCAACAGCCUGCCCAGCCUGAUUCAGCCGUUUCAGUACCUCUUUUUCGUCGAGUUUGAGGCCGCAGAUCGUGCAGAGAGCAGCAUAGCUGUCGUGCUGGAGGAUGUGGCGCGGGUGGCACAGAGCUCACGCUGGUUAGGGAGCUGGGGGAGCAAGCGGUAGGCUGGUACAUUUUAUGACCAAACAUAGAGAAAACUGUCAAAACAACUGCAAAGGGCAAUCGAAGGGGGAAUAUACAUAACCCGUCAGGCUAUAACCAAAAAUAGAGGGGAUACAUAUUGAUCGGAUAGACAUGACUACGCAAAUUAUGGCAAAACCACCCAAUAGUAAAAGGAACUGAUACCGGUACCCUGAUGAAAACCAGGAACUUUGGACCAUUAGGUUUAUGCAGUCUCAAUCUCUACAGCAACAACCACCAUAUCUAAAUCUCUAUGGUGCC